AUGUCUACCAGUGUCAAGCCCGCCAACCCCGACCCAGUCGUACCCAAGCGCGCUCGUAAGCGGAGAAGACGGCAAGCAUCAUACUCUGCCUCUUCGUCCGACUCGGACGACAGCUCGGAUGAUGAGCCCUCCCGACCCGUUCCCGCUCCAGCGGACGUCGACAUGUCCUCCGCCUUUUCCUCCUCCUCUUCAUCUUCCUCCUCCUCCUCCUCCUCCUCUUCAUCCUCGUCCAGCUCAGAUUCCGAAUCGGACGAUGACGCCGCGCCCGCCGAAAAAGCCGCGAAAGUCUCCAAACAUGGUCAACUUGCGGCAUCUAUCCGUCCCGCCAUAAAAACAAGGACACCGCGGCAUAUGUCCAACUCGCCCUCGCCUCCUCCGGCUGUGGCUGUCCCUUCGUUCUUGCCGAGCAGAAGCGGGGCGGCUGAGGGAGAGGAGGCGGGAGAAGAAGAUAGGAGGGCGAGGUUUAGGAGGGUGUAUAUGGAGAAGAUGGUAGAGGGGUUUGGAAGCGAUCUGGAUAAGCUGAGAACGUCUGACCCAACGAUGAACCCCGCUCGGAUACAACUGCUCGUCAACUCGCUCCAAGCAGGUAUAAGUAUCUACGGCGAUCCAUCAGCAUCUGAAGAUAGUACGAACAAACAGGCGGAAGGUGUCGACGAGGUCGCGGUCAUCUUGGGCAGCAAACCCUGA
Dioszegia hungarica is the source of this 687-nucleotide messenger RNA. RefSeq lists its product as uncharacterized. The record is from RefSeq and is a predicted model, not a curated record. The transcript has 3 exons. NCBI's taxonomy places the organism in Eukaryota, Fungi, Basidiomycota, Tremellomycetes, Tremellales, Bulleribasidiaceae. Gene Ontology annotation, cellular component: preribosome, large subunit precursor. Gene Ontology annotation, biological process: ribosomal large subunit assembly. The coding region runs from base 1 to 687 and encodes 228 amino acids.